CACUCACUCUAGCCUGGGCAACAAAGCAAGACUCUGUCUCAAAAAAAUAAAAUAAAAUAAAAAAGUAAUCUCUGUUUCCUAGAAUUGUUCUGAGGAUGGAGAGGGACAAUUUAUUCAGCAGAUAUUAAUACUUAUUGAACUCCCUGAGAUGUACAAGACACUGAUUUAUAAUUGGGAAAUAAGAGCAACCAAACAUAAAAAUCCCUGCCCUCGGAGAGCUUGUGAGGUACACGGGGGAGAGGAACGCUGAGCAAAACACACGCGGGGAGGGAGACACUUACAUGCACAGAGAAGAGUGCCAAGGAAGGCAGAGGCUGUGAUAUGAGAACAGGUCGGCAGAAAAGGAAUCACCGAGAUGACUUUUUAUAGGAGUCCAAGGCAGCAAGGAGGCUCAUCAUUUGAAUGUUUAGGAGAAGAGAAUUUCAGGCAGUGGAAACAGCAAGUGCAAAGGCCCUGAGGCAGGGGUGUGUCUGACACGCCGGUGGAACAGCAAGGAUGUCCAUGUGACCGGAGCAGAAUAAGCAAGAGAAAGAGUUUUUGGAGAAGAGGGCACUGAGGUAAUGGCUUUGUAGAUGAGAGCAAGGACUCAGGAUUUUACUCAGAGGAGUCCACCAUCUGAUCUCAGAUUCAAAUCUGAUUCACUCUGGCUGCUGCAUUGAGAAUAGAUCACAGGGGAUGAGGGCAGGAGGGAGACCUGUCAUUAAGGCAUGAAACACCUGCGUGAGGAGAGAAGAUGGUAGUUUGGAUCAGGGCAGAGAAUGGGUCAGAGCCUGGAUAUAACUCGCAAGUGGAUCUGGGGGAUUUCCAGAUCCAGGUGUGAAAGAAAAGAGUCAGAGACUCCAAGCUUUGAUGCUGGAAGACCUAAAAGAACAGGUUGCCGUUUGCUAAGAUGGAUGAGAAGGUGGCUACAGGGGGAAGAUUUGCAGGGAGGGGAAGUAGCAGGUGCUCAGCAUUGGAUUAUGCGUGGUCCAGGGGCCUGUUGGACAUCCAGGAGGAGAAGCCAAGCAGGUGAGGAUGCAGGAGAGAGAUGCAGGCUGCAGACACACGUGCGGGGUCCCUGGCAAGGCAGGCGAUGGCCAAGCCACGGCAGUGGGCAAGCUCAUGUGCGGAGUGAGUGUGGAUAAAGGAGAUGAUGAGGGGUCAGCAGAAGAGACUGGGAGUGAGAGGAAAGCCAGGCCAAUGGGGUGUGCUGGAAGCAAGUGAAGGGAAGGAUUAAAGGAGGUGAGAGAGUUCGGCAAGUCCACUGGAGCUCCAUUUCUCUCUCUCUAGCUGGAGGAAUAACUCGCUGUCAGUCCCGGCCAUGAACCUGCUUUCAGCCUCUUGGAUUGAAAGAGCAGGUCCUGUUGGCUCCCAGGGCUCUAGGGCUGUGCAGCCUGUGAACUUGGCUAGGAGGACUGCUGUUACCCCAUAAGACUCCAGGGUUAUCCACUGUUAAUGAUUAUCUCGGCUCCCCUUCAAGGCUGCAGGGAAUCUGGAGCUGUCUGCUUGGUUAGCUGUGCUCUCCUCCAGGACUGCAGGGGAAUCUGGGCUCUUUGCUGGACAUCCGAGGGUGGACCAAGCUCUCCCCAGAGAGAAAUCCUGAAAGGACUCAACAGAUGCUGGUGAGCUGAAGCAAAGCUGCAACUCCAACAACUAACCAGCAACGUGCAUCUAUUUUGUGAAGAAAGUCCCUGCUAUGUAACCAACCUAUUAGGCAUCUCUUCCCAAGGCAGGUGGUGACUUUAGAACUCUGAGCUGGUUCCUGAGGACUGUUCCACCAUGCAGUGGCUGACAAGGUUCCGGGUCUUUGGGGCCAUCCACAAAUCCUCCCAUGGCUUCCACCCUGCCCCUUGGCCACUGCGCUGCCAGUCUUCAUCCGAUGCUGGAGCUGCAAGAUGGAAUGACCAUGAUGUGCCUGAGGAAUUUAACUUUGCAAGCUGUGUGCUGGACUACUGGGCUCAGAUGGAGAAGGAGGGCAAGAGAAGUGCAAACCCAGCCUUUUGGUGGGUGAAUAGCCAAGGAGAGGAACUGAAAUGGAGCUUCCAAGAGAUGGCAGAGCUAACUCGUCGUGCAGCCAACGUCUUCACGCAGACCUGUGGCCUGCAGCAAGGAGACCAUCUGGCCUUGAUUCUGCCUCAAGUGCCUGAGUGGUGGCUGGCGACUGUGGGCUGCAUCCGAGCAGGGAUCAUCAUCAUGCCAGGGACCAUCCAGUUGAAGGCAAAGGACAUUCUCUACCGACUGCAAGCGUCUAAAGCCAAAGCCAUCAUGACCACAGACACCCUUGCCCCAGAGGUGGAUUCUGUGGCUCCAGAGUGCCCCACUCUGAAAACCAAGCUCCUGGUGUCUGAUCACAGGCGUCACGGGUGGCUGGACUUCCGGUCCCUGAUGAAAUCAGCAUGCCCAGACCACACUUGUGUUAAGUCAAAGACGAUGGACCCGAUGGUCAUCUUCUUCACCAGCGGGACCACGGGCCUCCCCAAGAUGGCAAAGCACAGCCACGGAUUGGCCCUACGAGCCUCCCUCCCUUCCUGCAGGAAAUUACUGGACCUAAAGAUGUCUGAUGUCUUCUGGUGCCUGUCGGACCCAGGUUGGAUUAUGAGUUUCUCUGGGUCCCUGAUUGAACCAUGGACAGCAGGAUCUACAGUCUUUAUCCAUCAUGUGCCCCAAGUUGACCCUAAGGUCAUUGUGCAGGCGUUGUUCAAAUACCCCAUCACCCAACUCCUGGGGGUGCCAUCCAUCUUCCGAAUGAUUCUGCAGCAGAAUUUCGCCAGUCUCAGGUUCCCCACCCUGGAGUACUGCUACACUGGUGGGGAGGCCCAGCUGCCCGAGGAGCUCGAGGAGUGGAAAAGACGGACAGGCCUUCUGCUCUGCGGAAUCUACGGACAGUCAGAAACGGGACCGGCCUGCGGCACGCUCCGGGAGACAAAGAUCAAGCUGGGUUCCACGGGGAAGGCCCUUUCGCCCUACGACAUCCAGAUCAUCGACGACCAGGGCAACGUCCUGCCACCCAACACCGAGGGGAACAUGGGCAUCAGGAUCAAGCCCACCAGGCCCGUCGGCAUCUUCCUGUGCUACGAGGGUGACCCAGAGAAGACAGCCGAAGUGGAGUGUGGGGACUUUUACAAGACCGGGGACAGAGCAACCAUGGAUGCAGAGGGCUACAUCUGGUUCCUGGGGAGAGACGAUGACAUCAUCAAUGCCUCUGGGUACCGCAUCGGGCCGGCGGAGGUGGAGAACGCGUUGGCGGAGCACCCUGCGGUGGCGGAGUCAGCCGCGGUGAGCAGCCCGGACCCGACGCGAGGGGAGGUGGUGAAGGCAUUUAUUGUCCUGACCCCGCAGUUCCUGUCCCACGAUCGAGCCCAGCUCACCAGGGAGCUGCAGCAGCACGUGAAGUCCGUGACGGCCCCAUACAAGUACCCGAGGAAGGUGGAGUUUGUCCCGGAGCUGCCCAAAACUGUGACGGGCAAGAUCAGACGGAGCGAACUGCGGAGAAAGGAGUUCGGUUUGAUGUAGCCGGCAAUAGCGCCAGAACCCACCGUGCGCCCCGUGCAAGCUCCUGGCAGCUUCGGUCUCCUCACGGUGGGGGGUGGGGAGGAGGGGGUCUCGAGAGGGCUGCUUUGGAAGGGUGUCGGGACCACCAAGACACCAGUAAUUUUGUUCAUUUAAGCUAAAUGCAGUUACUAUCUGUCCCCCAAGUCCUGCGUUCCUUUAGGGGUGGCGCAGGCGAGCACUCGGGUUGGGGGUGCGGGUAAUAAAACACUGACGUCA
This is a messenger RNA of Microcebus murinus (gray mouse lemur), 3747 nucleotides long. The record is from RefSeq and is a predicted model, not a curated record. NCBI's taxonomy places the organism in Eukaryota, Metazoa, Chordata, Mammalia, Primates, Cheirogaleidae.